This is a messenger RNA of Fusarium coffeatum, 765 nucleotides long. RefSeq lists its product as uncharacterized. The transcript has 2 exons. NCBI's taxonomy places the organism in Eukaryota, Fungi, Ascomycota, Sordariomycetes, Hypocreales, Nectriaceae. Bases 1 to 765 code for a protein of 254 amino acids. The record is from RefSeq and is a predicted model, not a curated record.
AUGGCAUCUAAGCAACUACGUAUCGGCGUUUUCAUGCCCUCAAGCGUACAACUCCUCGACCUCGCGACAGUUGAUGUACUUGCCUCAAUGUCGAAAGAAUAUCUUGGCCUCUUACCUCUGCCAGCUCACAUUGGCAAGAUGGCACCCAGCAUCAAGAUAACAUACAUCACAUCACCCAAGCUCUUCCCAGAUGUAGCUCUGACUGCUGAUCUCACCAUCCGCGCAACACGCACAUACGAAGAUGAGGAUGUUGCACCAGGCAAACUGGACAUCGUCGUUGUUCCUGGUACAGAACCAGGCGAUGACUUUGAGGAGGAUGCAACCAGGUGGCUGAGGGAUCAAUUCAACACAGAGGGUGUUGAUGUGUUGUGUGUUUGCACUGGUGUCUUCCUGUGUGGUGCAGCAGGCAUACUUGAUGGGAAGAGUGUAAGUGGGCCUCGAGGACUACAGGAUGAUCUGAGGAAGAAGUAUCCAAAUGUUAAGUUUGUGGGAGAAAAGUAUCGAUGGAUUCAAGAUAGCAACUUGUGGACAAGUGGUGGGAUAACCAAUGGCAACGAUAUGAUGGUUGCUUAUGCCUACGCCAACAGCAAAUAUUGGCCAAAACCUGUUGUUAGUAUGGGCUCAAUGCUGACUGACGUUGGGGAUCGACCUCAAUUGUAUGAUCAAGGCCAGCGCAAGUUCUUCUUAACCAUUGCAUGGCAUAUUGCUCAGGCUUGGUUUUUGAGUUUGAUGCCAUCCAAGAAGAAUCAGAGCAAGAAGGAUUAG